AUUUAUCCAGUAUAAAUAAAUAUGCCAGAGAUGCGACGAUCUUCCUGUAGACCACAGCCAUCGUUGCUCUCCCGCUUGAAUUGUAAGCCAUGUAAUCGUGUUCUGUUCUUCAUGGCUGGGGUGGGAGUUGGUGUCAUUUACUUGCGGAAUAAGGACCAGCUGGAUGAACAAGAGAAGUCUGAGAAAAAGUGACUGAGCAUUAAGAACCGAACCGAACGAAAAGUAAGCUCGCUUUUGGUUGCAUAUGCAAGCCCAGUUAGUGAAGAAUGGGACACGAGUACAUAGUUUAUUUAUUAUUUAUACUGUUUUAAAUACUGAUCAGAUGCAAAAUUUAAGUAAUACUGUUAAUUUAAAUAAACAAAUUCCAUUUUUAAAAAUGAAAAA
Drosophila hydei is the source of this 384-nucleotide messenger RNA. RefSeq lists its product as uncharacterized. The record is from RefSeq and is a predicted model, not a curated record. The transcript has a single exon. The coding region runs from base 22 to 192 and encodes 56 amino acids. Lineage: Eukaryota; Metazoa; Arthropoda; Insecta; Diptera; Drosophilidae.